GAAGAGUCACCAGGACAAUCAUUUCCCUGGCAGCAGCAGUAGCACAUGGGGUGUUUGGAGAAGAGCUAAAGCACUCUGGAGCCGGGCAGCAAAUACCCCCCCAGUAGAGCCGUCUCUCAGGCCAGGAAGGAGGACAUUGAUAGGAAGUGUUGAAAAUCCAUUGCCAGCCAAAGCCAGACCUGGACAUUAUUCCAGACCACUGGAAACCCUCCGAACAUUUGGAACAAAAUAUCAUCUUAGAGAGACGCUAUGUCGAGGCUCUGGAUUAUGGUCCUUGUUCUGCUGUGGAUUCCAGUCCUGGCCACCACACAGUUCCCAGGCAGUGCCCAGUGCCCUGAGAACUGCUCCUGCUUCUUCUCCCAGUGGUUUGUGCGGUGCUCCAAUGCCAGCCUUUCCUCUCUGCCCCUUGGCAUUCCCAAUGCCACGGUGGAGCUCGACCUGCAGCACAACCAGUUCAGCACCCUGUCUGCAGGGUUCUUCCCAGAACUGAAUGAGAUCAGCAGCCUUUACCUCGGCAGCAGCGGCAUCUGCCAGAUUGAGCCAGGGGCUUUUACAGGUGUCAAGACUCUGUACCAUCUCCACCUGGACAACAACCUCCUGGAGCAGCUCCCAGACGGCGUCUUUCAGAACCUGACAAAUCUGAUCUUCCUCCACUUGGAUCACAACCAGAUUACUCACCUCCCGCCAGGUGUGCUCUCUUCCCUGAAGCAGCUCAGUGUCCUGGACCUGAGUUACAACCUACUGCUGGAGCUCUCUGACCAAGCCCUUCACGGUCCCCUCCGGCUGCGUCGGCUCUACCUGAGCGCGAACCAGAUCACCAACGUGUCCAGCAGAGCCCUCCCAGGCAGCCUGCGGGCCCUCAGCCUAGACAGGAACCAGCUGGCCAGCGUGCCUGCGGCCAUCCGCGCCUCUCCCAUGCUCGCCACCCUGCAGCUGAGCGGUAACCCCAUCCAGAAGCUGACGUCUCUCUCCUUUGGGAGGAGGCUUCGCUCCCUACGCCAGCUGUACCUGGACAGCCUGGCCCUGGAGCAGGUCACCUCCUUAGCUUUCACUAGGCUGCGCUCGCUGGAGCUGCUGAGCCUGAGGAACAACAGCCUGGAGUCGCUCCCGUCUCUGUUCCCCCUGAAGGGGCUCUCUGCGCUCUAUCUGACUGGGAACAAGUGGCGCUGUGACUGCAACCUGAUCUGGCUGCGCACCUGGCAGAGGAAGGUGCUCCGGAAAGAUCGCAGCCCCGUGGUGUGCAGCUCCCCGGCGGCGCUGCAGGGACAGCUCCUGGCAGAUGUAGAGUUACAGAAGCUGACUUGCCCACCUUUUGGGAUGGACCCCACCACCCUCAGCCCCUCUGAGAACUCGAAUACACCUAUGGCCACAGCUCCGCCCAGAGACAGACCUCUCCCUGGGUUUGCUACCACAGUUACCACCACGACCUCCACCACCCAGCCCACUACAAGGAUCACUAGCUUCACCGUGCACCUAGCUACCUCUCAUCACCGUGUGCUGGAGAAAUGGGAUCCAUGCUUGGCCGACCACAUCAGCAGUGUCAGCAUCAGGUCCAAAGGCGACAGCUCCCUGGUAGUUAGCUGGUCGUUCUCCAGUGAGCAUGACCAGUUUGAGGUGCGGUACACGUCUGACUGGGGUGAGCAGGUGCUGCGGGUGAUGGGGGGAUUGACAGAGGUGACACUCCAUGAACUCCAUGCAGGGACUGAGUACAGAGUCUGCAUCAUCCCCCAGAAUGAAAAUCUGCCCGAGUGCCAGACCCCUGCUGCCCGGCAGUGCAUAGCCGCGCACACAGCCGGCCUUCCUCAUGAUGCACAGCCUGUGCACGCCCCACUCGGCCACAGCCACUCGGCCGUAGGUAUUGGUGUCGCUGUUGCUCUGUUAGGCCUGGCGGCACUGGCCCUGGCUGUCACUUACAGGCUGCGGACACGGCCGAUCCAAUUCCAGCGCUACUAUGAUGAAGAUGAGUCACGCCCCCAUUGCAGGAGCAGCAAGCCAGCCAAGAUGACCAUGUACCCAGUAGACGAAAGCAUGGAGGACGAGGACCGGCACGGUUAUAUGACCGCUGCCAGCCAGUGCCCAGAGGAGAAGGUAGACGGCACCGUGCGUGCCCCACCCAGACUCAUGUCCACACCCACGUAUGUGACUCUGUGAUUCUAACUGCCCCACGCAACAUCCUGCAACAGAGCAGGAUGGGUCUGCCACUCACCCAGGGACUCGACAGUCCUGUAACUGCCUCUUGUGACUGACGGGGACAGCAAAGCAGAGCCAUAGAAAGCUGAGAUGGGAAAAGCCUGUGGCUUAAGGCCCUUUAUCCAUCCCAGUCCAACCCCACUGCAGCUAGUGCAGCCUUGUUCCUUACAGAGAAUCCCAAGGGAGAACAAUGCACAGUCUCAUCUAAAUAGCUUUGAUGAGUUGGAUCUCCACUGUGGUCCCCCUGUGAUUCACAAAGCCAUGUGCCUUCUACCUGCAGGGUGAUAUAGAAAGGCAGAGUCAGUGACUAGUUUCCAUUUGACAGGCAACCUCUGCAUGGCUGAGGGUUGCUAUUUAUAGCAAAGCUGGACUGGAAAUCUCAGGAGAAGGUAGUUUUGGAGCUCCCCUGCUGUUGCCUGGAGGAUUGUUUGCCACUUCUACCAAUCCCACCCCAAAAGUAGUUUCUGCUUUGGCAUGUAGUUUUACACCCUUAGGCUUCAUCUACACUGCAGCUUUUAGCGACAAAAUAUGCUAAUGAGACACUCAUUUGCAUGAGUUAUAUCUCAUUAGCAUAUUUUCUGCCAUUUGUUUUUGUGCUAGGGGGUUUUGCGCAAAAACAAGCAGUGUGGACUUUUUUGUGCAAAAACCCGGGGAGAGGCAUAAGGCUCAUACGCAAAACAGGAUUUUUGUGCAAAAAAAUUCCAUACUGCUUGGCUUUGCGCAAAACCCCCUAGCGCAAAAACAACCGGCAGACAAUCUAAUGAGAUUGUGAGUCCUGCAUUAGCAUAUUUUUUUGCCACAAAAAGCUGCAGUGUACACGAAGCCUUAGACAUGAACGUGGGGUGGGGGGAGGGAGAGAGAUAUAGGAAGAAUCUGGAGGAGCAAAGAAGAUAAAAUGUUUGCAGCUCAAGUUUGACCACAGCUGAGGCCCAGUGAAAGCCAUAGGGAGCCACAGAAGAAGAGAAGGAAUUUGCACUAGCCCUGCCUAGCCCAUGUGAAAGGCUGGGGAGGGGAGCCAGGCGCUACACACUGUGGGGAGAAAGGAAGGAAUUGUAUUUCUGGUGUAGUACAGGGCUCAGGUCAGUCAAUGCCUCUAUAACCCUGACAUGAUGGAGGAUAAACAAAUCCAGUGGCAACUUGAAGCCUAAUAGUUUUAUUAUGGCAUAAGCUUUUGUGAGCUUCAACUCAGUAACAUCAUUAGUCUUUGAGGUGCCACUGGUCUCCUCAUUGUUUUUGCUGAAACCCGUCAUAGACGUUGUGAAUUCCCAGCCAAGCAAGACAUUCAGAGCUGUUAUUUGUUGGUUGCAUUUACCCUGCCUUACCUGCCCACUGCCUUGGUGCAGGUUUUUGAAUGUUCCAUUUUGUCCAAAAUAAAGGCAGGCUGGCAGGUGUGGGAAGGGGGAUGGGACUGUUUAAAUGCUUUCAAGUUAAAAAUAAUCUUGUUUUGUUUUCCAUUGUGUAGUUUGAAGGGUUCCCCUAAGCUGCACACUCAGAAUGAGCAGCCUUUCAUCCAAGGCUUCUUAUAGCUGUGGGUAUCCGCAUCCAGAGUUGUGAAUAUCAAUUCUGUAUCCAUGCAGGGUUCUACUCAUGCAGUUGGAGGGGCCCUGCAGAACACUGGACCUUGCUCUGGUCUCCUCACUGCAUCUCCCUGCUGGGGAUUGGCCUGAAAGGAGCUUGGCCCCACACUUUUCAAUCUCAUGCUUGAACAGCAUUUUGAGCAUCUUCCAGACUACUCCACAUUCGAUUGCUUGGGACUUGCCCCAGUCUACAAGCUGUAGGAGGCUGUGGAAUAAUCUCCUAGGUGAAGAGGUGCAGAGCCUUUGUAGCACAUUCCACUUUCAAAGCACCUACAGAAUAUUCUUCCUUCCUCCCUCCCAUUUAACAAAGGGGGAAACUGAAUCAAUAGCCAUUUGACAAAUGGGGAAACUGAGGCAGACAGGGUGAGUGGCUUGCUCAGGGCCACAAAGCAAUUGGGGGCAGCACUCUGAAAUCGUGUGGGGCAGACCAGCAAGAUGUAGCCUCAUCAGUUUAUUUCAUCCCUAAUAAUCUUUAGACAAACCUCAUCCUUUGUCUACAGGCAAAGUCCUAGUCUUUUUCUCCUUGCCCUUCCCUCCUCCCUUCAGAAAGAAGGGGGCUGUGUCUACACUGGCGUGAU
Molecule: messenger RNA, 4345 nt
Organism: Pelodiscus sinensis (Chinese soft-shelled turtle)
Lineage: Eukaryota; Metazoa; Chordata; Testudines; Trionychidae
Cellular component (GO): plasma membrane
Molecular function (GO): protein binding
Source: RefSeq, a predicted model, not a curated record